CGGGGUCUGGGUAUCAAAGCCAAGAGAUCUCUUUAUUUCGGAGUCCCUUGCCGAAGAUUGAACCAUCCUGGUAAUCAGAUACAGCUCAACGUCUAACAACGUGACAACGUCUGAUCGAAUCGCCCUAUUCCCUUCUAGACCCUAUCUAUGGGUCUUCGCUUCAUCAAUGCCUAGUAUUACCGUUACAUACCUUAACGGCCUUAGCUAGAGCUUCUCCGUCGACAAUUCUUCGGCUACAGAUGGCAACGGCAAGGAACUAUAUUCGAAAUCAAGACAAUAAAAUAAUUCCUCACAUUCUUAUCCACGACUUCAAAAAUAAUACUUGAAAGCUUGUUAUAGAAAGAAAGGAGGUGGUAAUGGCCGUUGACUUCCUAUCUAUGUCAGACUUGGGUUCCAUCCCCCUUUCAGAGCGGUUCGCAAAAAUAAAACGGAAUCUUAUUGCUGGCAAUGAGAAAGCCGUUGCCGAUUCAUUCUACCGUUUACUCAGUCAAUUGAGAAAGGAAGCAGACCGUAUUGCAGCAGCUGGACCCGACAUAAUACCCACAAUCGACUACUUCGACAUACAUGAUCCAACCAAAGUAGCGGUCUUCCGAGAUGCACUUAAGAGAAGAGGCGUCGCAAUCAUACGGAGGGUCGUUCCAUCAAACGUUGCCUUAUCAUGGAAAGAAGAAACACAAGAAUACCUCCGGCACAACCCAUCCACCAGAGGAAUCCCAGCCCACGACCCACAACUCUACGAACUCUUCUGGAGUCCAGGACAAGUACGAGCUCGCGCCGACUCACGCCUACUCGAAGUCCAGAGAUUUAUCAUGAGGAUAUGGAAUUCCAGUGAUGAAGAUGCCCUCGUAAGCGGCAACCACCCAGUAUCUUACGCAGACCGCAUCCGAAUGCGAAGACCAGGCGACAUGUCACUAGCCGCAGGCCCACACAUCGACAACGGCAGUGUCGAACGGUGGGAACCAGACGGAUACGGGCGCGCCGGCACCUACGCGAGUAUCUUCCGCGGGCAAUGGGAAGACUACGAUCCCUGGGACAGCAGCACACGCUUAGGCGUAACAUCGGACCUGUACAACAGUGUAAGCUCAUGCAGCAUGUUCCGCAUGUUCCAGGGCUGGCUCUCGCUCUCCUCCAUAUCCCCGGGUUGCGGUUCACUACACGUAUGUCCCAUGCUACACCUCACAACCGCAUACCUCCUCAUCCGCCCUUUCUUCUCCCCGCGCUUCAAAUCCGGUCCUAAUUUCCUACACGAGAAUAAUUGGAACCUGCACGUAGCACAGAAUAGCGUGAUCCAAGGCGCCGUCCCCGGACGCGGGAUCCAGGAGUUGAGUGAGGCGCUACAUCCCCAUUUGAGAUUGGGCAAGACUAUGGUACCGAUUCCUAGGGUGGAGCCGGGGGAUUACGUGCUUUGGCAUCCGGAUGCUGUGCAUGCUGUUGAUGGCAUACAUGCCGGCUUGAAAGAUGCUAGUGUAUUGUAUACGCCGGCGUGUCCGCUUACCCAGACUAAUGCGUUGUAUCUUGCCCGCCAGCGUAGGGCGUUUUUGCUUGGGCGGCCGGCGCCGGAUUUUUUGUCCGAGGGUGGGUGGAAUGGGGAACAUAUGCAUAUGGGACGGCCUGGGACGCAGGAUGUUAGUGAUGCGGGUGGGGAGGAGGGACUUAGGUCUAUGGGACUAUUGCCUUGGGAUGAGAAGGGCGUUUCGGGACCGGCGGAGAGGGAGUUGUUGAGGCAGGCUAAUGCUAUUUUGUUCCCGGAUCGGUUUGAUAUGAUGGGGCCGAGGAGGGUGAAGAGGAUUUGAAGGCGACGGGCUGGCGCAAGGACGUGGUUUGGGGGUAACUUGAAGGGAGUAAUUCUAAUAGUGGAAUGGAUGGUUUGAUGUCUUUAUAAGUAGAGGAGGGAAUAUCAGAGCUUGCUGAUAGUGUGCGCAUAGACCACUGCAUUAAAUAAGCAUUUACGGUCCUUAGAGAUAGAAUAGUAUGUGGCUCACGCGUGCCGGCGUAUAUAAUACAUAAGAUUUUUUACCUGGCUUGAGUUUAGUCUGGUCGUGUUUUCCGAAGGAAAUUUCCAUAUCCAUUUGAGUUCUUGUGCUAUCUCAUCCCGAUUCAUUGAAGUCGCCUCAUUGAUGGCCAGUGAACGUAUUCCUUAUUGUAGGGUAUACGUGAUAAUACCUAAAGCGGUCAUUCAAUCAACUUAUGAUAUGAAUAGCUCAUAACGGUUCUGAUAUUGAGUCGA
Hypoxylon trugodes is the source of this 2227-nucleotide messenger RNA. Its product is annotated as DUF1479-domain-containing protein. The transcript is spliced from 2 exons. NCBI's taxonomy places the organism in Eukaryota, Fungi, Ascomycota, Sordariomycetes, Xylariales, Hypoxylaceae. Bases 357 to 1793 code for a protein of 478 amino acids. The record is from RefSeq and is a predicted model, not a curated record.